ACGGAGAAUCGGGUAAUCGGCCAGUAUGUCCUAACUAAACUAGAGAUCGUAAAGUGAUUUGUAUGAUAUAUGCCGGGAUUUGAACCCGGGACCUCCGGAUCAUGAGCCCAACGCUUAGACCCAAAAUAGGAUAAUAUUUCGUCAUAUUUCUCCUAUUUGCACAGGUUAGGCAUCUACCAACAGGCGGAACGUGCUGGUAUAUUGCGAAAUGAAGCCAACAUGACAAAGUUCAGCAAUUCAUUAGUUGUCGGAGCUUUUUCAGGAGCUACUGGGGCUGCUUUAGGCAGUCCCCUGCUGCUCGUCCGGACUCAGCUGAUGUCGUCAUCAGACUCUAGCAUAGCAGUCGGCACUCAGCACAACCACCAGGGGUCCUUCUCAGCACUGAAGCAUAUCUUCAGCGAGGGCGGCGUACGCGGACUCUGGCGGGGCACCCUCGGGAUGGCUCUGCGGAACUCUGUUUCGUCUUCCAUGCAGAUCGCUAGUUUUUCCGUCUCUAAAGACCUGAUGGACAAGAACCACUGGUUCAAGCACUCCAACAAGUAUGUGUCUGCGUUCUUCGCGAGCAAUGUGGCGGCUGUAGCCAAGAGCCUGACCACCACGCCAUUUGAUGUCGUCACCACCAGGCUUUAUAACCAACCCGUGGACAACUUGGGUAAAGGUGUGUUAUACCAAGGCGUUGCUGACUGCGCUCGUAAGAUCGCCACAACUGAAGGUCCACUGGCGUUUUACAAGGGCCUCUUGCCAUAUUACUUUCGCCAAGUACCCCAAUCAAUCCUACUACUCAUGUUUUGGGAUGUCCUGAAAGACUUGCAGAAAACUUUCAUGGGAAAGAAUGAUGAGAAAAGAUGAUUAAAAUAUCCUAUUUUCCCAGGCACAUAGGGAAUAGUCCAGGACUAAUCCUUUGGAGUCCUGGCCUAUAAUUUUUUUUUUAACUGCGAAUAGAAGAUUUAUUACAGGAAGAUAACGGUACCGAUUCGAAGAGGGACUUACCCAAGUUAUUUGUGAGGGUCAGGACCAAACUUAUAUUAAUCUUUCGUCCCGUUCGUUUAUAUAGAGAUAAAAAGGGCAGGUAGUUAGUCACGCAAUUUGGAAUUAACAGCAACUGUUUUUUUUAGUAUUA
Messenger RNA from Pectinophora gossypiella (pink bollworm), 1120 nucleotides. RefSeq names its product solute carrier family 25 member 35-like. Lineage: Eukaryota; Metazoa; Arthropoda; Insecta; Lepidoptera; Gelechiidae. The record is from RefSeq and is a predicted model, not a curated record. The coding region runs from base 220 to 849 and encodes 209 amino acids. The transcript has 4 exons.